GUCAGUUCACCACUGAUUUUCGAGGACUCGAUGGCGUGGUCAAGACUUGAGGAGCUUGACCCGCUCAUGAGAGAGGACUUCGCUUGGAUGCCUCUACCCUCGACCAGAACCUUGCCAAGGAUGCAUUCCAACGCCUUGAUGGCAAAUCUACGCUCCUAUUUGCACACUACAGUACCAGCUCCGUUGACGGACGACGGGGCCGCAGUUGUCGAUCUCCGCUCCCAUCUUGUGAAGAUUGACCGCGAGUACGCCACCCAAAGGUAUGCCGAAACCGACGCUCCUUUGCUCUAUAUCCGCAUUCAAAUCGGAAAGGCAACCUGUAGUGCCUUGAUUGAUUGCGGAGCGUCUCGCAACUUUAUUAGCCAAGCCUUUAUGGCCUGCGCCGGCCUUGGCCUGCGCGUUCGAAGGAAGACGCAACCCACGCAAGUUACACUCGUGGACGACCGCACACAAAAGUCAAUUGACCGAUGCGUCGACGGCGUUCCGGUAUACUUUGCGCCACUUGCGUGCGAGCCGGUGUCUUUGGACAUCCUCGACACCAAGUUCGACAUGAUUCUAGGCAUGUCUUGGUUGUGUAGCGCCGAUCAUCCGGUGAACUUCCACGACCGGACCGUUCACAUCCGUGAUCGGAGCGGAGUGUUAGUCCCAUGUACGGUCGGGACCCCUCACACUUCGAUUGCUUGUCGCGUGGUUUCCGUUGCGAGAAUUUGCGACGCCAUAGCUCGGAAUGAUGUCGAGGAGAUGGGCCUUGUAUUCUUGCAUGCUCUCCCCUCGCCGGACGGACCAGCCGCGUCACCGUCGGGCCCACGCAUUGCUCACCUCUUGGAUGAGUAUAGAGACGUCUUCAAGGCUCCCACCGAAACAGUUCCGGAUCGGCCCAUACGUCACGCGAUCACUCUCGAGGCUGGCGCCGUCCCUCCGCGUGGAUGUAUAUACCGCAUGAGCGAAGAGGAACUCGAGGUGCUUCGCGUACAACUCGAUGACCUUCUCGACAAGGGCUGGAUUCGCCCUAGUUGUUCACCCUACGGUGCCCCUGUUCUCUUCGUCUGGAAGAAGAACAAAGAUCUACGGUUAUGCAUCGAUUAUCGCAAACUUAACGCAAAAACCGUAAAGAACGCCGGCCCUCUCCCUCGGAUUGAUGAUCUCCUUGAGCGGUUAGGCAGCGCCACGUACUUCUCGAAGUUGGACUUGAAGUCGGGUUAUCACCAGAUCGAAAUCCAGCCUCAAGAUCGGUACAAAACCGUGUUCAAGAUGCGAUACGGGCAUUUCGAGUGGGUUGUCAUGCCAUUUGGCCUCACCAAUGCCCCCGCGACUUUCCAAGCAGCUAUGACAACUGAGUUUCGCGACUUGCUCGAUCGCAGCGUCCUCAUCUGCCUCUACGGCAUCUUGGUUUAUAGUAGGACGUUGGACGAGCACAUCGUACACCUUCACGAUGUUUUGGAACGUUUGCGACUGGCCAAGUACAAAGCGAACCUCGACAAGCUGAAGAAGGAGGCAGAAGAGCAGCUCAAGCUGCAACAGGCNGAACAACCUUCUACCUCCAUUACCCCCCCUCCACCUCUGACUGCUACUCAGAGGCUGAAGAAGGAGGCAGAAGAGCAGCUCAAGCUGCAACAGGCCAGAGUAGCUGAAUUGGCACGGCAGGAGGCUGUUGAGCUAGAGGCUACAACAGAUCACUCGAGGAGGGAGUAUCUGUUGCAGCAGCUAGAGAGGUCACUCACUGAUGACCGUUGUGCCCAAAUCACCAAGCAUAUGGCUGAGAUGAUCCUGCUGGAGCACAAGAUCACCAACUCCCAGUUCACAAACUGGGAUGACCGUUUUGUGCGGCUGGAGCGUCGGUUCCCUCCAGUGCUGCAGAUUCACCUAUCUUCAUCUACUCAGGUAGGUGAAUCUGCAGUUGUUUCAGUUGAGACUAAUGAUGAUGAUGUGUAUUUGGGGGCUGCGCGGGCAGCAUCCUUUUGUUAUGAGGAUCCUGACCCAGAUCAGGACCCAGGGCAGGAUGAGCUUCAGUCUAUUGCAGCCUUCUUCUUUCAUCUGAAGGAACAAAAGAAGAGCAAGUCUGAACUCAUCAUGCUCCGACCACUGAUCAACAGCACCAGGAUCACUGGGUCGUUGGACUGUGGGGCCACCAGGAACUUCAUGUCUCCCAGUGCAGUUAAAAAGCUGCACUUGGGCAUGAAAGUUCAGCAGCUGCAGCAACCGCUGCUGGUGCGAAUUGGUGACUCUACAGUAAUCAGCAUCAGGGAGAAGGUCAAGGGCAUCCCUGUGACCUUCGAUACUGCAGGAAAAGUCAGACAUAGUCUGAACUUUUACAUCUUCCGCGAGCUUCCCUUUGACUUGGUGUUCUCCAUGCAGUGGUUGAGGGCAGUCAACCCUAGGAUCGACUGGCAGAUACCUAGAGUUGAACUACCAGACAACCAGGGGGUGUAUCAGCAAUGCAUGAUUGCUGCUGAACACCUCCCUAAGACCUCCUGCUACUGCCUGAGAGCGAGGGAGUUUCAUGCUCUCUCUCUCCAGUACCACCAUGAGCGUCUAUUUAUUGCUUUGGUCAAGCAAACAGAUGCUCCCCAUGUUUCCUGUCCCCCUGAGAUACAGCAGGUGGUAGAUCAGUAUGCUGAUCUGAUGCAGGAGCCCUUUGGAUUACCCAACCGGCCAACCAAGCAUCACAUUGAGCUGCUGCCUGGAGCGGUUCCUCCCAAGGGCCGCAUCUACAGGAUGUCCCCUGAUGAGCUUGAGGAGCUCAGAAAGCAGCUUGAGACCCUGAUCAGCAAAGGCUGGAUCAGACCUAGCACAUCUGAAUUCGGUGCACCUGUUCUCUUUGUACGCAAAGGGAACGACGAGUUCAGGAUGUGCAUUGACUACAGGGGCCUCAACAAGAUCACUAGGAAGAGUACUGAGCCACUUCCUAGGAUCGAUGACCUCCUGGACAUGGUGCAGGGCUGCAUAGUGUUCAGCAAAGUCGACCUCAAGUCUGGCUACCACCAGAUUGAGAUGGCAGAAGAGGAUGUCUACAAGACAGCCUUCAAGACCAGGUAUGGGACUUAUGAGUUCCUGGUCAUGCCAUUUGGACUUUGCAAUGCCCCGGGCACUUUCCAGACAGAGAUGCACCUCAUCUUCAGGCCUUACCUGGACAAGUUUAUGGUUGUCUACCUGGAUGAUAUCUUGGUAUUCAGCAAAACUGCCAGGGAACAUGCGGAGCACUUGGCUCUAGUUCUUCAGUCGUUACGUGACAGCCAGUACAAGAUCAACAGAGAGAAGUCCUCUUUUGGAGUUCCCUCUGUCAUCUACCUGGGUCAUGUAAUCUCUGGAGAUGGCCUGGCUCCUGAGGCAGCCAAGAUUGCUGCUAUUCAGGAGUGGCCUCAGCCUCAGACAGUGAGGGAUGUCCGAUCCUUCAUGGGUUUGGCCUCCUACUACAGAAAGUUUGUCAGGAACUUUUCUGCAGUGGCUGCACCCCUGACUAACCUCACAAAGAAGGACACUCCCUUUCUUUGGUCCCUCCACUGCCAGUUGGCCUUCACACGACUCAAGAAGGCCUUGACUCGUGCGCCUGUACUGAAGUUACCUGACCCCACUCUGCCAUUCAUCCUGACCACUGACGCCAGUCAGUAUGGCAUUGGGGCAGUUCUUCAGCAGGAUGAUGGGAAUGGUCUACGGCCUGUAGAGUUUAUGAGUAAGAAGAUCAAGACUCAAAAGCUCCAGGACUCCACGUACGAGAAAGAGCUUUAUGCUCUUGUCUGUGCCCUGAAACAUUGGAAGCACUUCCUCCUGGGCAGGCACUUCAAGAUCUUUUCAGAUCACUCCACUCUACAGUGGAUGAAGUCCCAAGGAGAGUUGAACGAUAAGCUGGCACGGCGGCCUUCCCCCAUCCGCACUGGUGACCAUGUCUGGGUGGCCAGCUCUAGGCUGUCGAGGGAGGAGGAUCUCUCUCCCAAGUUGUUGCCACGUUACCUGGGUCCAUGGCAGGUCGCUGAUCGCUUCGGUCCGUUGUAUGUCAUUGACGUUCCGCUGCAUCUACGCACCUACCCGGUCUUCCAUGCUUCCAAGCUGCUGCCUUUUAUGCCAGCUGAUGCAUUCCCAGACCGGCCCCCUCAAUUCGGUCCACCGAUCCCUGGCAAGGGAUAUGACGUGGAAUGGAUUGAGGACGAGUGGGGCACAGGCCCCGACCGGCAGUAUCUUGUCAGGUUCGCUUUUCAGCCCCCUUCUGAGAACCGAUGGUUCUACAGAAGAGACCUGCUCAAGACAGCAAAGUCAGUUGUAUUGCGAUAUGAAGCGGCUCAUAAGGGCAACCUUCCUCGCCGUUCACCUCGCCUACACCCCUAGCUCGGAGGUCCUCGCUCCCGGGGGGGGUAAGCCUGCAAUGACUUGCUGAUUUCUACUGCCGAGAUUGCCUGCGAGGUUGU
This is a messenger RNA of Chara braunii, 4400 nucleotides long. The record is from the annotation of a GenBank genome assembly. NCBI's taxonomy places the organism in Eukaryota, Viridiplantae, Streptophyta, Charophyceae, Charales, Characeae.